Melozone crissalis (California towhee) is the source of this 1791-nucleotide messenger RNA. It is a transcript of the gene CFI, whose product is annotated as complement factor I. Gene Ontology annotation, molecular function: serine-type endopeptidase activity; protein binding. Gene Ontology annotation, cellular component: membrane. The transcript is spliced from 12 exons. Gene Ontology annotation, biological process: proteolysis. Lineage: Eukaryota; Metazoa; Chordata; Aves; Passeriformes; Passerellidae. Bases 1 to 1791 code for a protein of 596 amino acids. The record is from RefSeq and is a predicted model, not a curated record.
AUGAGGGACGGACAGACGGACACGGCAGCGCCAGACGUACCUGCACGUGCGCGCCGGGCCCGCCCGGAAACACCCGCGCUGCCGCAAACGGGGCUGCCUGCCGUUAAACCUGCCCAGCCAGCUGAGCAAGACAACUACCUCAUAGAAGAAUGCUUGGAAAACAAAUACACCCACAAGUCCUGUAAGAAAGUUUUUUGUCAGCCAUGGGAACGAUGUGUGGAGGGAAAGUGCCUGUGCAAGCUCCCGUACCAGUGCCCAAAGAACGGCUCUGCAGUUUGCUCUAGCCGUGGGAAGAACUUCCGUACCUACUGUCAGCUGAAGAGCUAUGAGUGCCAGCAGCCCAAAGCAAAGUUUCUGCACAGGGGAACGUGCAAGCCUGAAGAAACAUUUUCAGUCUCUCUGAGUCAUGGAGAUUCAAGUUUGCUUCGAGUAAAACCCGUGAAUCACAAGGAGGACAGUUUUGUGUGUGCUAGUGAAUGGACUAUGAAUGAAGCAAACGUGGCUUGCAGGCACCUUGGCUUUGAAUUAGGUGCUGAAUAUUACCAAGUCACUUCCAGCAUCACAGAAUCUGCCUUAAAUUCAUUAAACUGUCUGCAGAUAAAUUGCAGGGGCCUAGAGACAAGUCUUGCUGAAUGUCACAUAGAGAUGAAAUCAAGAGAUAGUAAUGAGGGACUGGUUAGCCUGCAGUGCCAUGAAAAUCUCAGAGUUUGUUCAGAUGGGGAGUUUCACUGUGUCAACGAGAAGUGCAUUUCUCUGAAUAAAACAUGUGAUGGGAUCAAUGACUGUGGAGACCUGAGUGAUGAACUGUGCUGUAGAGAGUGCAGAGAAAACAGUUUCCACUGCCGGUCAAACAUCUGUAUUCCAAAUAAGAGUGUCUGCAACAAAGAAAUUGACUGCCUCACAGGAGAGGAUGAAGCUGGAGCCAUCUGUGCAGGCAAAGAAGAAGGUGCUGAAAAUAACAGUAUGGAUAAAGAAAGAAAAAUGAUAAAGACACUUCUUCCCCAAGUGCACUGUGGUGUUAGGAAUCACACACUAACUCGACGGAAAAGAAUUGUAGGUGGAGAGAUUGCUGGAAAGGGUGAAUUUCCUUGGCAAGUGGCAAUUAAAGACACCAGCAAUGAAGGUUCCACAGUGUACUGUGGAGGGGUUUAUAUUGGUGGCUGUUGGGUUCUGACUGCUGCUCACUGUGUCAGGGCAAAUCGGGUCCACCUCUACCUUGUCUGGGUUGGAAUGUUGAACACAAUAGCGUAUGACAAAGAGACAAAUACUUACAAACUAAACCAAGUGAUAAUUCAUGAAAACUACAAUGCAUCAACGUAUGAAAAUGACAUUGCUCUGCUGGAGCUGAAAGGUUCUGGGCUCGGAGAAUGCUCCCUGGAAGAGACCAGCAUACCUGCCUGUGUCCCCUGGUCAGAGUAUAUGUUUAAGACUGGUGACAGCUGCAAGAUUUCUGGAUGGGGACUAGAGAAAGGUUACACAAAACAAUUUAUCCUCAAGUGGGGAAAUGUUAAUUUAUUUCACAAUUGUUCUGAAUUGUAUCCAGGACGAUUUUUUAAAAAAAUGGCAUGUGCAGGUACUUAUGAUGGCUCCACAGACAGCUGCAAAGGUGAUUCAGGAGGGCCCCUGGUGUGCUUUGAUGCAGAAGACGUGGCCUACGUGUGGGGCAUUGUGAGCUGGGGUGAGAACUGUGGCGAGGCUGGUCACCCUGGCGUGUACACACAGGUUGCCAGCUAUUAUGACUGGAUUAGCCACCAUGUAUCAAGGGGGCUCAUUUCACGGUACAAUAUCUGA